UGUACCGGAGGACAGACAGAAAAUAGACAGUAUGUAUGCAAUACAGAGUAUGGUGCAGGUAUUUUCGUACUUCCGGUUUACUCAGUCACAUGAUAGUCAAGAUGGCGCAUACUGCACAAAAAGGGAAAUUGAUAGCUGUCAUCGGAGAUGAGGACACAUGCACAGGUUUUCUGUUGGGAGGAAUUGGUGAAAUAAACAAGAAAAGAGAGCCCAAUUUUUUAGUUGUGAACAAAAAUACGAGUGUAAUGGAGAUAGAAGAGAUGUUUCGUAACUUUGUAAAGAGAGCUGAUAUAGCCAUUAUUCUGAUCAAUCAAAAUAUAGCGGAGAUGAUUAGACAUGUUAUAGACACAUAUACAGACCCUAUACCUGCUGUACUAGAGAUCCCCAGCAAAGAAUGUCCCUAUGAUGCUAGCAAAGAUUCCAUUUUGAGACGGGCAAAGGGUAUGUUUUCAGCUGAAGACUUCAGAUGAGGACAUGACAGAUGUAUUUAGACAAACAGAGACUAGAAACUGUGGUUUAAUAAUCGGAAUUAUAGUUUAGAUACACUGAGUAUUGGUGUUGUAUUAUAUGGACAUAGGUUUUGUAUCAGUUAAAAAUGGACUUUUUUUAAGACUUAUGAUGGUCAAAUUUUAAGUGCAUAUUUUUAAGUGCGAUCAUUUACAUUCCAGGGAUUAUUUUGAAUGUAAGGGUAUUUUCUUAUUAUUGUUGAUUAAAGAUAGAUCUACUGUAACUGGUUUUUAUUUGUUUUAUAAAAUAAUGCUAGUACAUAACUAUAUUGUGGCAUAGCCAAGUGGUUAACAAGUCAGACUUAAGUAAUCUAAGGAUUGCUGGCCGCGUGAGUUCAAACCCCUUCAGUGGCUAGCCGUUAUUUCCGUAAGCAAGAAACUUUACUUUCAAUGCGUAAUACUGGUUGGUUCCAGGAAAGAAUUUGAGAGUGUUUCAAUAUGUUUAUAUCUUCAAACACAAUCAAACUUAAAAAUUAGUGCAACCAAUUAUUAUGUAGAAUAGGAAAAAAGAAAGAAAUUUAACAGCUGUUAAAUACAAAUUAUAUGUGUGAUACUAGUCAGUAGAUAUGUGUUUUCUUUUGUAUAUUGUUUUAUUUUUAAAAAAAAACAACAGCAAACAAACAGAGCCUUCCAUGAGUAAAAACGAUCUUAAUAAUUCUGAUAUUUUGUAUACAUGUCAGAAAUAUAUUUGUCACUCUUAUAUCAGCUUAUAUGACAGAGUUAUAUAGAUUCUAUGAGUAGUUUUAUUCAACAGUUGUCGAAAUAAAUCAGCAUUUUACAGUGAAUCAGAGACUCUGUGUGUCAGUUAUUGUACAUAAAUUAUCAUAGAAACUGAAGAGAAAUCCAUAAAUAAGAAGUUUGAAGAUAUUUAAAUAUUUACUAUCUAUUACACAUUGUUGUUGCAUAGAAAAUUUGUUAAUAUCAUUUGUUUUGUCAGACUUAAAUUUUAUAUAGAAAAUAUGUUGAUAUCAUUUGUUAUGGUUAAAUUUUGUAUAGGAAAUAUGUUGAUAUAAUGUGUCUGAAAUUUAUGUUGACUUUUUAUGUAAAACUUAAAUAUUUGCAAAGGAAAUAUGUUGAUAUCAUAUGACAGGCUUGAAUUUUCAAUAGAAAAUGUUUAGAUAUCAUUCAUAAAACUCAACUUUGGAAAGAAAAUAUUUUGAUAUCAAAUGUAAAUUUUGUAUAGAAAAUAUGUUUAUAUCAUCUGUUGCACAGAAUUUUUAUAAUAUCAUGUUUCUCAAAUACCAAGACAUGAAUUUAUGAUAUCAUGUGAAAUAAACUGAUCUUGAUUAGAAAUUAUUUUUAAAUUUAUUUCAGUUAAAAUACACUUGAAACAUAUUGUGACAUGUGCUUUUUCUUUAACCAUUAAUCACGUUAAACAUUAUCAUUUUUAUGAUUAAACAAAUAGAUGCUGGAACUA
Messenger RNA from Ruditapes philippinarum (Manila clam), 1923 nucleotides. RefSeq names its product V-type proton ATPase subunit F-like. NCBI's taxonomy places the organism in Eukaryota, Metazoa, Mollusca, Bivalvia, Venerida, Veneridae. Gene Ontology annotation, biological process: proton transmembrane transport. The record is from RefSeq and is a predicted model, not a curated record. Gene Ontology annotation, molecular function: proton-transporting ATPase activity, rotational mechanism. Gene Ontology annotation, cellular component: membrane; proton-transporting V-type ATPase, V1 domain. Bases 36 to 470 code for a protein of 144 amino acids. The transcript is spliced from 5 exons.